Molecule: messenger RNA, 3024 nt
Organism: Thermothielavioides terrestris NRRL 8126
Lineage: Eukaryota; Fungi; Ascomycota; Sordariomycetes; Sordariales; Chaetomiaceae
Exons: 6
Coding region: 1-3024 (1007 amino acids)
Biological process (GO): protein import into nucleus
Cellular component (GO): cytoplasm; nuclear membrane
Source: RefSeq, a predicted model, not a curated record
AUGGAACAACUGCCGCUACCAACAAGCCUCGCAGAGGUCGAAACAUUGAUCCGCGCGCUCUACCAGCCAAACCCUCCCGAGACCAUCUCCAAGAUCCAGGAGGUCCUACAUCGGCUGCAAAGGUCUCCCGAGGGAUGGCAGCUGGCCCAGAGCUUGAUCACCCACCGCGAGGACAACAUCCGCUUCUACGCUGCUCUGACCCUUAUCAUCAAGCUCAACCGUGACAGCGCCGAUCUGAGCGAGGAUGAUGCGAAACGCCUCCUCGAGAGCAUUAUUGGCUGGGUCAUUCAGUCGCUUUCCGACGGGGCAGGCCACUUUGUGACGAAGAAGCUGUGCUCCGCCCUCGUCACGUACUUCAUGCACUUCUCCCAUCUAUGGCCUGCUUGCGUCCGCCACUUCAUCUACUGCCUUGAUCUCGGCCGCGGUGCGUCUGUUGAGAGCUUGGAUGAUGCGCUCCAAACCGAUCUUCUUGUUGGUAAGCUGGACCGUCAAAAGCUGAGGGCGGCGAUAUGGUUCGCUACCUCCUUCGUCGAGGAGGUCGGCAAGACCGACAUGACAGCGCCCAAAUUCAUCCAAGUGCACGGGCGCCUCGUCAAGAACGGCCCCGAUGUUGUCUGCCUCCUCGCGCGCGGCUUCUCUCCGCCGCCCGACAACCCGGGCCUGAAGAUCCAGGGGGAGGCCCUCGCUUGCUUCCAGCGAGCCUCCCCCAACCCGGAACUGGUGGCCCCCCUGAGGCAUUUGGUGGGCCCCGCCAUCAACUGCUUUGCCGACGCAGACCUCUUCCAAGCCACGGCCGAGUUGUUCAGCGACGUGCUCGCUAACUACUCGGCUUUCUUCACCGACGAGCACUACGACGCCCUCGCCUCGCUCUUCGAGAGCCCCUGGGCCGCCGAGCACUACCAGCGCCUCCUCCAUGGCAACCACCAAGAGGACGGCAUCUCCUUCGGCUUGUUGCUGUUGGCCUACGGAGACGCUAAAGUGCAAGAUCUCAUGCGCAGCACUGACAGUCGCUCCCAGAGGUUUCUAGAGAGUCUCAGUGGGCUCCUGGCUGCCGAUGGCUACCUUGUGGGCGAGGACACCAUCUUUGUCCCUGCCCUCGAGUUCUGGUCCACGUUUGUCGAGACCAUGAUCGACACCACGUACUCGGACGAGGAUGCAGCCCAGGCCUGGAAACCAUAUGCCGACCAGCACCUCAAAGCCGUGGUGAUGAACUGCUGGCGCAAGAUCCAGUGGCCUCCGGCCGAGGUCUUCGCUGAAUGGGACUCGACCGAGCGCGUCGCUUUCGGGGACGCGAGGAAGGAUGUCAGCGAUAUGCUUGAGUCCGUCUUCACCCUCGAGGGAUUCAGUCUUGUUUCUUUCUUUACCGGCCUCUUCCUCCAAGGCCUUGCUGCACGGUCGUGGCCCGAGCUCGAAGCCUCGGCUUUCUGUCUCAGCGCUCUGUCCGACUGCAUCUCGGACGACGCCCGGUAUGAUGCCGAGCUAAGCAAGGUCUUCGCCUCUCCUUUCUUUGACCUCUUGGGUCAGGCUCACGGCCCGAUCCCGCUGCGGCUCCGCCAGACAGGGCUGGGUCUAAUCGAGCGGUACUGCGAGUACUUUGAGCGCAACGCCCAGUACCUUCCGAAUGCUCUCAAUUUGCUCUUCGGCGCCUUGGGCGACUCCGUUCUUGGAGGGCCGUCGGCGCGCUCCAUCUCCACGCUCUGCUCUUCCUGUCGCUCGAUCCUCACCGGCGAGGCCGGCGCGUUCAUCAGACAUUACCAGACUAUCCGCAGCAGCCAGGUGCUCGAGUCGCUGGCCGAGGAGCGGAUUGUGCUAUCCAUAUCCUCCAUCAUCCAGGCCAUUAAGGAUGAAGAACAGAGGUUGCACACGUUCGAAGAGCUUUAUAGCUUUCUGAAGAAAGAUUUUGAGCUCGCGGUGCAGCUCAAGGCAAAUCCCAAUCUCCUUAACCUUCGACAUCCCGAUUUUCUGAGAGGACUUGACCCCCCGAACCCGCAAGCCAUUCCACCUCCUGAUGAUAUCGCGCUGCAAGUGGCGCUGAGAUCCAUGAGAUGCCUCGCCAGCAUGGCUAAGGGUAUGCAGGAUGUCAAGGAGCAUCCCAUCGACCUGGAGGGCGACGCGCAGACCCAGCAAGCAAACAGCAGGCUCGCCGCCCUGCAGGAGAACAUCAUGCGGGUCCUGGUUGAAGUCCAGGGUGUUUUCAGCACCAGCGGCGAGGUCGUCGAGAUCAUCUGCAACAUUUUCCGCGCCGGCUUCUCUGAGACGGAGCCCGGGCCAUUCGUGUUCCCGCCGGACGCCGUCACAAAUUACUUUGUCCAGCAGCGGUUCGAGACGCCGCGGAUCGGCACGCUGCUGAGCACGGCCUGCUCGUUCAUCGGGUCUCUCUAUCGGGGCCCCAAGGCCUUCGUGCCUGCGCAGCUAGCGAGGCUCGUGCCGUGGGUCAUCUCCAUCCUGCAGGCGCUGCCCGAACCCGAGGCCGACACGGAGAUUACGCUCAACGGCAUCUCGUUUGUCGACAAGGUCAUGGUCAAGUCCCCCGAAGUACUAUUCCACCCGCAUCACGCCAGCCUGCUCGAGUUCUUUUUCCUCUUCUCCCUCAAGGUUCUUGAGGGGAAGGAGCCCCUGCCGAAGGGCGCCGCAGCCGAGUUCUGGGCGAACUUCCUCUCCCUCAAACCUCCUCCCGUCCCGUCCGCCUCCACCGACCCAGCAGCCCCCGCCGCGCUGCAGCAGACCCUCGCCGCCGCUACCGCGCACCUCGGCCCGCUGCUCGCCCGCUCGCUGGUCCGCAAUCUCGCCGGCGGCGCCGCCCGCUCCGAGCUCGACCGGCUGUGCGAGCCGCUCAAGAGGCUGGUCACGACCCAGGUCGACGCCCAGCGCUGGCUGCAGGCCGCGCUGAUGGAUGAUGCCGUCGUCGGCGGUGCUGCCGGUGCUGCUGGCGCUGAUGGGGGCGGUGGGGGUGGAGGGGAUGAUGGCAGGGUGAGGGUCGGGGUGGAGGAGAGGGCGGCGUUUUUGAGGAGGGUUAUUGCGUAA